AGGAAACGAAGAGGGAUGAAUAAGUCUCUUGCCUCUUCGGCAGGUCUAGACUUUUCCCCGUACUCCCUCCCGGCUAGCCGUGGUGCACUAACCUCCUGCAGGCUGUGUUCGUACCGCCAACCCCAGUUCUCUCCCUGUACUCCGGACCGAAGCCCGAGCCUCAGCUCCCAGCCGAGCCCGCCCCAGCGGGUGAGCAGACCAGCCUCUUGGGCUGGUGCCCGGAGCAGUACCCAAGCUGACUCAGGUUCCAGUGAGGAUGAGGCAGCCAGUGAGGCCCGCAGCACCACCAGUGAAUGUCCCAGCCUUCUUAGCACCGCAGCAGAGGAAAGCUUUGGGGGGGAUGCCGUGGAUGAGCAGGGUCAGCAGGAAGACCUUGAGGAGAAGUUGAAGGAAUAUGUGGACUGCCUCACAGACAAGAGUGCCAAGACCCGGCAGGGUGCUCUUGAGAGCCUGCGUCUGGCCCUAGCAGCGCACCUACUCCCCGACUUCUUGCUGGAGCGCCGCCUCACACUGGCUGAUGCCUUGGAAAAGUGCCUCAAGAAAGGGAAGGGCGAGGAACAGGCCCUUGCCGCUGCUGUGCUAGGCCUGCUGUGCAUUCAGCUGGGUCCUGGACCCAAGGGUGAGGAGUUAUUCCACAGCCUGCAGCCCCUGCUGGUCUCUGUGCUCAGUGACAGCACAGCUAGCCCUGCUGCCCGGCUCCACGUGAGUGUUCCUUGCCCUGUGAUACCCUUCCUUCACCUAAUCCCUAAGCAGAGACACGGGUUCCACCUGCCUCUAGGCUCCCCUGCUCCAAGGGUGAGCCCCGUGGCUGGGAACCCAGGCUCACCCUCUGACCACGGCCUGGCUUUGCCCUCCUCCCAGCAGUGUGCUUCUGCUCUUGGCCUGGGCUGCUACGUGGCUGCCACCGAUGUACAGGACCUGGUCUCCUGCCUCACCUGCUUGGAAGGCAUUUUCAGCCGGUCCUGUGGUGUGGGUGGCUCCACAGCCCCAGUGGUCCCUGUCAGCCUUCAGGGCUUGCUCUGUGCUGCCCUGCAGGCCUGGGCCUUGCUACUCACCAUCUGCCCCAGCGCCCAUAUCAGCCGCAUCCUGGACAGGCAGCUGCCCCGGCUGCCCCAGCUCUUGUCCAGUGAAAGUGUGAACCUGCGGAUGGCUGCCGGCGAGACCAUCGCAUUGCUCUUUGAGCUCACCCGGGACCUUGAGGAGGACUUUGUUUACAAGGACAUGGAGGCCCUCUGCAGCGCGCUGCGCACUCUGGCCACUGACAGCAACAAGUAUCGGGCCAAGGCUGACCGCCGGCGCCAACGCUCUACCUUCCGGGCCGUGCUGCACUCUGUUGAGGGCGGCGAGUGUGAGGAGGAGACAGUCCGCUUCGGGCUCGAGGUGCUCUAUGUGGACAGCUGGGCUCGGCGCCGGGUCUAUGCUGCCUUCAAGGACGCUCUGGGUUCCGGCAUGCACCACCACCUCCAGAACAACGAGCUACUCCGUGACAUCUUUAGUCUGGGCCCUGUGCUGGUGCUGGAUGCCACUGCCCUGAAGGCCUGCAAAAUCUCACGUUUUGAGAAGCACCUGUACAACGCUGCUGCCUUCAAAGCCAGGACCAAGGCGCGCAGCCGCGUGCGGGACAAGCGGGCAGACAUCCUGUGAGGCAGGACCAGCCGAAGAGGAGACUGUCCACAUCCUUGCCUGUAUUUUUAACAGAAGACAGUGCAACACCUGGUCCCUGCCAGGCAUUGUCGCUUUAUUUUUUUAAUGACAAAACCAAAAACAGACAUGGGGGCGGGUGGCUGGAGGCCAGGCCACUUGGGACCUUCACGCUUUGCCCCUGUGCCGGCCCUGUGGCCACUUUCGGGGGGGAGGUGAUAGUAUCUGGACAACUGCCACUACAACGUGGGGCGGUGAGGCUACCUGGAGUGGAUUUAUAUGCUGAGUUUUAAAGAUUUUAGAGAUAAUUAAACAAUGUGCAGUCUUCUGUG
This is a messenger RNA of Orcinus orca (killer whale), 1973 nucleotides long. It is a transcript of the gene IFRD2, whose product is annotated as interferon related developmental regulator 2. Lineage: Eukaryota; Metazoa; Chordata; Mammalia; Artiodactyla; Delphinidae. The transcript is spliced from 11 exons. Bases 16 to 1644 code for a protein of 542 amino acids. The record is from RefSeq and is a predicted model, not a curated record.